UUUGCCUUGCCCACCGUUUCCGUUUCCAUGAGGGCCAUGCCUCAUGGCACCAGGCCAAGAAGCUCAGAGGCCCCAGGCCCUGCCAGCCUGCCUGCCUUGCCAGGCAGCGAGCUCCCUGCCCGCAUCUGCAACAUCUACCAGCCCUGGUUCUCACCCUAUAGCUAUUUCAUGAGCACCAAAGGAGCCACCCAGCAGCACCUGGGCAGCCUUUCCUCAAGCCAGGCCACCAGCACACAGGAGCACCAGGAGGAGUCUGAUGACCUCUCAGAGAUUGUCUGCUUCUCCUUUGGCUCCUCGGAUGAGCCCCAGCCCCCCAGGUGGGACAGACUGACCACCAGCAGAGCCAGCAUCACGGUUCAGGACAUCACCGUUUCCGACUGGCAGCCAGAGCCGCAGCACGGCUACAAGUGCCUGUCAUGCUGCCACAUCUUCCCCACGCUGUGGUCCACCAAAACCCACAUCCAGCACAGCUCCCAGGAGGGCUACAGCUGCAAGGUGUACUACUGCAGGCUUAAGGCCCUGUGGGAGAAGGGCAAGGCACAGGAGGCUGCAGCCCCUCGGGUGCCUAUGCAGCCCCACCAGCCAGGCAGCCGCCACGGGAGGGCACUGCUUCAUCGCUCCUGACAGCGACAGAAUAAAUUGAUUUAGGAGCAGACAGCCCUGUCUGCCUGCUGCUCUUGCCUACACAACACUUCUGCCAUCCUUUAGGAGCGGCUCUUCUCGACUUUUCCUUCCCCAGCAGUCAAAAAUCUCCCGAGCCCCUGAAAGUGCUGCUCAGCGUCUCUACAUCUCCAUGGGGAGCUCUGCAGAUGUCAGGAAGCCACCAGCACCCUUGAGCUGUUGGAUCAGCCCUGAGACAAGCUGGUGCUGUGCAGUGGCUGAAGGGGAAGGCUGAAACCCCCCUACUGCCAGCAAUGUUCAGGGCACCUCGCUAUCACGGGCAGCCUGCAGCUGGCACCACAAGCAAGGGUCUCACAGGGGAGGAUGCUUAGG
Messenger RNA from Athene cunicularia (burrowing owl), 993 nucleotides. RefSeq names its product spermatogenesis associated 46 (gene SPATA46). The record is from RefSeq and is a predicted model, not a curated record. Gene Ontology annotation, biological process: fertilization. The transcript is spliced from 2 exons. The annotation marks the transcript as partial. NCBI's taxonomy places the organism in Eukaryota, Metazoa, Chordata, Aves, Strigiformes, Strigidae. Gene Ontology annotation, cellular component: nuclear membrane.